Messenger RNA from Rattus norvegicus (Norway rat), 1197 nucleotides. RefSeq names its product N-terminal EF-hand calcium binding protein 1 (gene Necab1). The record is from RefSeq and is marked validated. Gene Ontology annotation, cellular component: cytoplasm. Lineage: Eukaryota; Metazoa; Chordata; Mammalia; Rodentia; Muridae. Gene Ontology annotation, molecular function: calcium ion binding.
CCAGGUCAGAACCGCUGCAUCCCACCCGCCCAGUCAGUUCUCUGCCCGCCAGGCGCCAGGGUUGCUGAGGAUGGAGGAUUCCCGGGAGACCUCGCCGUCCUCCAACAACUCCUCAGAAGAGCUCAGCUCUGCCCUGCAGCUGUCCAAGGGCAUGUCCAUCUUCCUCGACAUACUGAGGAGAGCAGACAAAAAUGACGAUGGAAAAUUGUCCUUUGAGGAAUUUAAAGCGUAUUUUGCAGAUGGAGUUCUCAGUGGAGAAGAACUACAUGAGCUCUUCCACACCAUUGACACACACAAUACCAACAAUCUUGACACAGAAGAACUAUGUGAAUAUUUUUCUCAGCACUUGGGUGAAUAUGAGAAUGUUCUGGCUGCACUUGAAGACCUGAAUCUCUCCAUCCUGAAAGCAAUGGGCAAGACAAAGAAAGACUACCAAGAAGCCUCCAAUUUGGAACAAUUUGUCACUCGAUUUUUGUUGAAGGAAACCUUGAAUCAGUUGCAGUCUCUCCAGAACUCUCUGGAAUGUGCCAUGGAAACUACUGAAGAGCAAACCCGUCAAGAAAGGCAAGGGCCAUCCAAGCCAGAAGUCUUGUCCAUUCAAUGGCCUGGAAAGCGAUCCAGCCGCCGAGUCCAGAGACACAACAGUUUCUCCCCCAACAGCCCACAGUUCAAUGUCAGCAGCCCAGCAUUGUUAGAAGAAGACAAUCAGUGGAUGACCCAGAUAAACAGACUCCAGAAAUUAAUUGAUAGACUGGAAAAGAAGGAUCUGAAACUUGAACCCCUGGAAGAAGAAGUUAUUGAAGAGAACACUAAACCUCACAUCAUGCUUGUGCAGCGCCAGAUGUCUGUGACAGAAGAGGAUCUGGAAGAAUUCCAGCUUGCUCUGAAGCACUACGUGGAGAGCGCUUCAGCACAAAGUGGGUGCCUGCGUAUCUCUAUACAGAAGCUUUCAAAUGAAUCUCGCUACAUGAUUUAUGAGUUCUGGGAGAAUAGCAGUGUGUGGAACCGCCACCUCCAGACAAAUUACAGCAAGACGUUCCAAAGAAGCAACGUGGAUUUCUUGGAAACUCCAGAGCUCACAUCUACUAUGCUCGUUCCUGCUUCAUGGUGGAUCCUGAAAAACAAUUAGAUGCCCCACACAAUGUCUUCAGUGUUCCAAGUGCAAGUGUUCAUUCCUAUCUACAGCGGAAACCGGAA